Caenorhabditis bovis is the source of this 2841-nucleotide messenger RNA. The record is from the annotation of a GenBank genome assembly. NCBI's taxonomy places the organism in Eukaryota, Metazoa, Nematoda, Chromadorea, Rhabditida, Rhabditidae.
AUGGGUGAUUAUGUGGCGCCCGGCGAGGAGCCACCGCAACCCGGCAUUUAUCGAAGUGAGCAGAUGUGUCUAUCGCAGCUUUAUCUCCAAUCCGACGCCGCUUAUCAGUGUGUCGCCGAGCUCGGUGAGCUGGGACUUGUGCAAUUCAGAGAUCUGAACCCCGAUGUCAGCUCAUUCCAACGGAAAUACGUGAACGAAGUGCGUCGUUGCGACGAAAUGGAGCGUAAGCUAAGGUUUCUGGAGCGCGAGAUCAAGAAGGACGCGAUACCGAUGCUCGACACCGGCGAGAAUCCCGACGCGCCAUUGCCGAGAGAAAUGAUCGAUCUCGAGGCGACAUUCGAAAAACUUGAAAACGAGCUUCGCGAAGUGAACAAGAACGAGGAAACGCUUAAAAAGAACUUUUCGGAGCUCACCGAGCUCAAGCAUAUUCUCCGCAAAACGCAGACAUUCUUCGAAGAGGUCGAUCACGAUCGUUGGCGGAUCCUUGAAGGUGGUGGUGGUGGUGGCGGUCGCCGACGCACUGUUCCCGACGAUGAGCGGCCCCUUAUCGACGUCGGAGAUGAAGCUGGCGACUUUGGGCUUCUGAAUCCGACGCUCACGAUGAGCAUGCUUCGUCUAGGGUUUGUCGCCGGUGUGAUUCAACGCGUACGACUACCCGCGUUUGAGCGUCUUUUAUGGCGCGCGUGUCGCGGUAAUGUGUUUUUGCGGACCAGCGAGAUCGAUGAUGUUCUCAGCGACACGGUUACGGGCGAACCCGUUAACAAAUGCGUUUUUAUCAUCUUCUUCCAAGGAGAGCAGCUGAAGACGAAAGUGAAGAAGAUUUGCGAAGGAUUCCGCGCCACACUCUACCCAUGUCCCGACACGCCGCAAGAGCGUCGCGAGAUGUCGAUCGGCGUGAUGACGCGCAUUGAGGAUCUGAAGACGGUCUUGGGUCAAACGCAAGAUCAUCGCCAUCGUGUUCUUGUGGCGGCGUCGAAGAAUGUGCGCAUGUGGUUGACGAAAGUGCGCAAAAUCAAGUCGAUCUAUCACACGCUCAAUUUGUUCAACAUCGACGUCACGCAAAAAUGUUUGAUUGCCGAAGUGUGGUGUCCGGUGGCGGAAUUGGAUAGGAUCAAGAUGGCGUUGAAGCGCGGAACGGACGAGAGCGGAAGUCAAGUGCCGUCGAUUCUGAAUCGAAUGGACACCCACGAAGCGCCGCCGACGUAUAACAAGACGAACAAAUUCACGAAGGGCUUCCAGAAUAUUGUGGACGCUUAUGGAAUCGCGACGUAUCGCGAAAUCAAUCCGGCGCCGUACACGAUGAUCUCGUUUCCGUUCUUGUUCGCCGUCAUGUUCGGCGACAUGGGUCACGGCGCGAUAAUGCUGCUUGCCGCGUUGUUUUUCAUUCUCAAAGAGAAACAAUUGGAGGCGGCGCGAAUUCGCGACGAGAUAUUCCAGACCUUUUUUGGCGGCCGCUACUUGAUAUUUUUGAUGGGCGCCUUCUCGAUUUACACCGGCUUCCUCUACAACGACAUAUUCUCGAAGAGCAUCAAUUUGUUCGGCUCGUCGUGGGUCAAUAGUGUGCCGUUGUCGGAAAUCGCGCUGAGAACCGAGAAUGGCAAAUUUAUCAAUUUGGAAGAGGACCGAAUGCUCAUUCCCGAGCAGGCGUUUGAUGGAUCGCCUUACCCGAUUGGCGUCGAUCCCGUCUGGAAUUUGGCCGAAGGCAACAAGCUCUCGUUUUUGAACUCGAUGAAAAUGAAAAUGUCCGUCCUUCUCGGAAUCGCCCAAAUGACGUUUGGUGUGAUUCUGUCGUACCACAAUCAUAAAUACUUCAACUCGGAUUUGGAUAUCAAGUACAUGUUCAUACCGCAAAUGGUGUUCCUAUCAUCGAUAUUCAUCUAUCUCUGCCUUCAGAUUCUCGUCAAGUGGUUGUUCUUCACGGCUGGGGAGAACAGCGUGUUUGGCUAUCAUUAUCCGGGCUCGAAUUGCGCUCCGUCGCUUCUCAUCGGCCUCAUCAACAUGUUCAUGAUGAAGGAGAGGAACGCGGGAUUCGUGAACGACGACGGCGUCGCCUAUGAUCAAUGCUAUUUGAGCACAUGGUAUCCGGGACAGUCGUUCUUCGAGACCGUAUUUGUGCUGAUCGCGAUCGCGUGUGUGCCCGUCAUGCUCUUCGGCAAACCGUAUAUGCUUUGGAAAGCGGAUAAAGAGCGCCGCGCCGCUGGCCACGCCCAAUUGGCGACCGUCGAAACGAUUCUGGUGAUUGUCGCCAUCCUCCAAGUGCCGAUCAUGUUGUUCGGCAAACCGUACUUUUUGUAUAAGCGCGCGAAACGGCAAGCGAGAUAUCAGACGCUGACCGAUGACCGACAGAGCGUCCGUGCCGAUAUGAAUGGAGACGACGCGGAAGUGGUUCAUGCUCCCGAGCAUCAGCCGAAGCCCGCUGGCGGGCAUGGCCAUGGCGACGGACCGUUGGAUAUGGGCGACACGAUGGUGUACCAGGCGAUUCACACCAUUGAAUUCGUGUUGGGAUGCGUUUCGCACACGGCGUCCUACCUUCGUCUUUGGGCGCUUUCGUUGGCGCAUGCGCAACUCUCGGAUGUCCUUUGGAGUAUGGUGUUUCGGCAAUCGUUCGCUGCCGAUGGCUACUUUGGCGCCGUCGCCACUUACGUGUUGUUCUUCGCGUUCGGCACACUGUCGGUGUUCAUUUUGGUUCUGAUGGAGGGACUCUCGGCGUUUUUGCACGCGCUUCGCCUUCAUUGGGUGGAAUUCCAAUCGAAAUUCUACGGAGGACAUGGCUACGAAUUCGCGCCAUUCUCGUUCGAGAAGAUUCUCGCCGAAGAGCGUGAAGCUGAGGAGGCUCUCUAA